CUGGCAACACUCUCCCACUGAGCCAUAUCAGGUACGACCACCACACUCGCCACCACCACUCUACCACCCUAGUACUGUACUUCUACUGCACUCUUGCACCACCACCUUAGAAACCAAGAUGGGACUGCAGGCGAGGUGGACGCUAGGCCUCCUGUACGUGGCGGGCUGCGUCUGGGUACUGCAGGCGGAGGAUGCUGGUGUCCUAGAGCGCCGCGCUCCCGCCAUGGGCUUCAUGGGAAUGCGCGGCAAGAAGGACAUGUUUGACGACAAACGAGCUCCUAGCAUGGGCUUCGCAGCAAUGCGAGGGAAAAAGGACUCGUUCGACAUGGCCGACUACUACUCUGACUUCAAGAGAGGAGCUCAAGGUAUGGGCUUCAUGGGGAUGAGGGGCAAAAAAGACUUUGAUCCGGAGUACGACUUCGAUAGUGGUCUGGACAAAAGAGCGCCAUCCAUGGGGUUUGCAGCUAUGAGAGGAAAGAAGGCUCCGUCGGGCUUUAUGGGAAUGCGAGGAAAGAAGUUUGACUACACAGACGACGACUUUCUGGAUGACGACAGCUGGCCUCUAGAUGAUCUAGACAAAAGAGCGCCAGCAGCUGGUUUCUUCGGGACGAGGGGCAAGAAAAUGCCCCAGAACUCGGGGUUCUUCGGGAUGAGAGGAAAGAAAGGUCCCUCAGGGUUUGUUGGCAUGAGAGGCAAGAAGGGGCCGGCAUCUGGGUUCAUGGGGGUCCGAGGCAAGAAGGACGGCGAAGACCUGGAGAGUUUACUGGCGCUGCUGGCGGAGCAACAUGGCGAGCGGAAUAAGCGGGACGAGCCGAACCAUAGCGGAGUCCCCUUAGUUCUCAGCCAAUCAUCCUCAGAAUCAGCAGAAGCUGUCAACCAAUGAAAUGCCAGAUCUGCGCUAGUUACACCUCCACCUCCGUUUCUCUUCUCCUACAAAAUCUAUUAAUUUUGUAAUAGAUCUAGAUACCAAAUACACAAUGUCAAUACGGCUAAUCAAUAUGAAUCAACCAUGUUUCUCUCAAUCCCUUAUCAUUUCAUACGACUAUAUUUAGGAAUAGAACACUUCUUGGUAGGCAAUAAAAACGAAGUGUUGUAAUUCUAAUACCUAACCUGUUGAUCAUAUUGUUACGUUUAUAAUUUUUUACUCCUCUUUUAUACACAACAAAAUGAGCUCAACCUUGGGGGAGGGGGAGUCACUGUUUUUUCAAAGUAUUUAUAAAAAUGCAAGGAAUAUGUUCAUAUUUCAACAUUGUCAGUUUGAGUGGCAAAUUUUCUGCUCUCUGCAUAGUUCUGGACAAAGUUUUCUAUUGAAAUUGUUUGUUUUAAUUUGAUGGUUAAAAUUUAAAGUCAACAAAUACUUCUAAAAAAGAUAUUAUCAAUAGAAUUCAACAUUUACUAAAUUUGGUUUUUUAGCUUAACGAUCAAUGCACGUGACAGUCAAAUGGUGAAAUUAAACAUGUGUACGUAAAUGUUAAGUAAUCAGUAAAUUGGAAAAACAAUAUUAAGAACUAAUAAUUGUGGUUUAAAUAAUAUAUUUUGGUAAAUAUGGAGAGCUAUAUUUCUUAUCUUAUUUAUUGGAAUUCUUUAGAUUUAAGAAUAAUAUAUUUUACUAAGAAGUAUAUAAACGUAUAUUCAUAAUGUCAGAAUAAUCGUAAAAAAUAUUUAAAUAUAAUGCAUUUUUUACUUUUUUCUGUAAUGUAGUAAGCCCACAACCAAUUGAUGUAAAAUAUAGUUGUUACUGUUAUGAUAUAGCAGAAUAUAUUACAUGUAAUAAAGUUGGAGUAAUGGUAGAUCAGAGUGUCUAUUCUGUAUUAAUUAAAUAUUUUAAAACAUAUCAAUAAAAAGGCAAUACUUUA
Macrosteles quadrilineatus (aster leafhopper) is the source of this 1856-nucleotide messenger RNA. Its product is annotated as tachykinins. The record is from RefSeq and is a predicted model, not a curated record. The coding region runs from base 119 to 883 and encodes 254 amino acids. The transcript is spliced from 3 exons. Lineage: Eukaryota; Metazoa; Arthropoda; Insecta; Hemiptera; Cicadellidae.